GGGGCGCCCUGGCCACUGAGCUCCGCCGGGCAAGCGAGCGCUCAGCGCAGAGCCAGAGCUGCGCGCGUCCUGUUCCGAGGCCGUCGCCAGCCCACCAGCAUGGCCCCCUCAGCGGCGUCGGGUGGCAGCAGCCUGCCUAGCGGCUUCGCGGUCUUCAUCACCUUCCCGGACCUGCUCUUCAUCUUCGAGUUUGUCUUUGGGGGGCUGGUGUGGAUCCUGAUUGCCUCGUCCCAUGUGCCCAUCCCACUGAUCCAGGGCUGGGUCAUGUUCACGUCUGUGUCUUGCUUCAUAGCCACCACUCUACUGCUCUUCCUGUACCUAAUUGGUGCCCACGGCAGCAGAACUUCCUGGAUCACCCUGGAUGCAGCCUACCACUGUAUCGCCUCCCUGUUUUACUUUGGUGCCUCUGUCCUGGAAGCUUUGGCUGCCAUCGAGCUGCAAGUGGGCUUCACCUACAAACAUUACCAUGAAAACAUCGCUGCUGUGGUGUUUUCAUUCGUAGUCACUCUGCUGUACGUGGUCCAUGCAGUGUUUUCUCUAAUCAGAUGGAAGUCUUCCUAAAGCAGCAGAAGAACUGUAGCUGAAAACCAAGAGGGUUAUUAACGGAUCGGCCCGCCUUCCAGCAUAACACUUUAGAAUGCAGAAAUGUUCCUGAUAAUGGGUAAAGAAAGAGGUUUACUCUCCCAUAUACCUUCAUGUCAGAGUAGGAGGCUUGCUACAUUUAUCCUCCGACUACUGAGCUGUCUUUCCAAGAUCGUUUCCUAUUUGAAAGGGGGCAGUGGGAGUGGGAAGUGAGGAAUGUGAUCUGAGAGACCACAAAACUGGACUGCUGACUCCUGGACCGGACCGUGAGAACCGUCUACUGGAAUUUUCCUCCGGCUCUUUUGAGUGUCCAUCUUGCAGCAAGUUUCUCUGUCUUCAAGGAUAUUCUACCUGUCAAGGGGAAUAAAAUUCACCCAACAAAUGUUUGCAGAUGUCCACAGUGGGAUGUGAUAAACCUUUGAAAUACUUUAUAAAGUACCUUUAUGUUCAAUA
Orcinus orca (killer whale) is the source of this 1035-nucleotide messenger RNA. Its product is annotated as mal, T cell differentiation protein. Lineage: Eukaryota; Metazoa; Chordata; Mammalia; Artiodactyla; Delphinidae. The transcript has 4 exons. Gene Ontology annotation, biological process: myelination. Bases 100 to 561 code for a protein of 153 amino acids. The record is from RefSeq and is a predicted model, not a curated record. Gene Ontology annotation, molecular function: structural constituent of myelin sheath. Gene Ontology annotation, cellular component: membrane.